This is a messenger RNA of Musca vetustissima, 546 nucleotides long. RefSeq names its product heat shock protein 23-like. Gene Ontology annotation, molecular function: protein folding chaperone. The coding region runs from base 1 to 546 and encodes 181 amino acids. Lineage: Eukaryota; Metazoa; Arthropoda; Insecta; Diptera; Muscidae. Gene Ontology annotation, biological process: response to heat; protein refolding. The record is from RefSeq and is a predicted model, not a curated record. The transcript has a single exon.
AUGGCAAAUUUACCACUUCUUCUGAGUUUGGCCGAUGAUCUGAACCGCCUCUCUUUGGCCUCGCCUUUCUAUGAUGCACCGUUUUCUUAUCUCAGACGCUUGUACACCCCCAGUCUAGUUGGUGGUGAUCCACCACGAAUCGGCGAUGAGUUAGCUGGCCCGGUUUCAACCAUUGGCAAAGAUGGCUUCCAGGUCUGCAUUGAUGUCCAGCAAUUCAAACCGAACGAACUCAAUGUCAAGGUCACGGACAAUUGUAUUGUUGUCGAGGGCAAACACGAAGAACGUGAAGAUGACCGUGGUUAUAUAUCGCGCAGUUUUGUUCGACGUUACGCCCUGCCCAAAGGCUACGAUCCCAACCAGGUGGUAUCCACUUUGUCAUCUGAUGGCGUUCUAACGGUCUCUGUGCCAAAACCCCAAAUCGAAAAUAAAACAGACGAACGAAUUGUGCAAAUACAACAAGUUGGGCCAGCUCAUCUGAAUGUGAAGUUGAAUCCCAAAGAAUCCCAGGAAAAUGAAAAGAAACCGGAAGCUCAAUCGAAAUUGUAA